Procambarus clarkii (red swamp crayfish) is the source of this 875-nucleotide messenger RNA. RefSeq names its product lysozyme C. The record is from RefSeq and is a predicted model, not a curated record. Gene Ontology annotation, molecular function: lysozyme activity. NCBI's taxonomy places the organism in Eukaryota, Metazoa, Arthropoda, Malacostraca, Decapoda, Cambaridae.
GCUCCGAGGCGUGUGGAUGUGUCGCUCCCGCUGGUCAGAGAUGAGGCAGUUGGCGUGGUUGUGGGUGUUGGUGGUGGAGGUCAUGGUGGAGAUGACCUCAGGGAAGGUCUUCGAGAAGUGUGAGUUGGCUACAGUGCUGGAGAAGACCCACAACAUGACCCGGGGCGAGGUCAAGAAGUGGGUAUGCAUAGCUCAGUACGAGUCCACCUUCAACACGACGGCCGUCAACCACGGCAACUGGGACGGCAGCAAGGACUACGGCCUCUUCCAGCUCAGCAACAAGUUCUGGUGCGACGACGCCAGGAAGGGCAAGAACGUCUGUAGGAUUCCUUGUACAGACCUGCUGGAUGAUGACCUCACAGAUGACCUGGCCUGUAUCAAGAAGAUCAUCAGAGACACUGAGCAAUGGAAAGGCAAGGGAACAGCUUUCACUGCAUGGGUGGCUUACGUGAGCAAAUGUCAGAAUCGCGACUUAGACGAGUACAUGUCUGAGUGUUGGUCUGGCUCCAGCUCGUCGUCCAACACUGUCAACAUUCGGGACGAGUCUAUCCUGCAACCGGACUCCAUCAUAGAAAACCAGGAAGCCGCCAAGGAUAACUUCCCCAUUGUCAAUCUCGUCCGUGUUCCCAUUAGACACGUGCCGUACGUAGCCUUCCCUCCAGUGCUCUACUACAUCUACCCCCCUCUAAGCUUCCCGACACCUCUGGCCAUUUGGCAACCAUUAUAGUCUACCGGAAGUAUACAGUAAUGAUGUAUAAUUAUGUGACCCUGGUUUAGAGAAGGCUUAAAAGGUCAGGCAACAUAAUUUAUUGGCCUAGCAGGAAAGAUCAUAUAGCCCUGUUAAGCCCAAAUUAAUAAAAAUUAUUAUAAUCUAA